Wasmannia auropunctata (little fire ant) is the source of this 2960-nucleotide messenger RNA. Its product is annotated as ectonucleoside triphosphate diphosphohydrolase 5. Gene Ontology annotation, cellular component: membrane. Lineage: Eukaryota; Metazoa; Arthropoda; Insecta; Hymenoptera; Formicidae. Gene Ontology annotation, molecular function: UDP phosphatase activity; GDP phosphatase activity. The transcript is spliced from 4 exons. Bases 505 to 1929 code for a protein of 474 amino acids. Gene Ontology annotation, biological process: nucleoside diphosphate catabolic process. The record is from RefSeq and is a predicted model, not a curated record.
CGAUCGUCGAACUUUUAAGUGGCCUUUAGGUAGUUUGCCAUGCACCAUUUGUCGCCGUCCGUCAAACGGUCGGCAGUGACAAACAAUGACACAUGGCAGUCUCGUGACGCCGGAUUAUCGACCGUUUCGCUCGCUCGCUCGCGCUCCUUCUCUAAUCACCUUUGCACCCCGCGGGGAUCGUUCGCGAUAUCGCAGUGAGUCUCGAGACCGUUACCGAGUCCGUUCGCGGCGCCGUGGCCCGUAAAUGUCGUAAUGACUCGCCGGCGCACCGCGCACCGACGUUAAACCGCACUCCGGCCCGGCGAAGCGUCGAUCAGUCAUAUUCGUAUACGGACUGUGUGACUCCGUGCGCCCGCCUGGACGAGCCGAGCCGCGCGAUUCGCUUCCGCGGGCAGUCGUGCUAUAUGAUCCACGCGUGAUCGUUUUCCUGAUUCUUCGUCUCUGCGUCAAUCAAUCGUCUGUCGUCGUCGUCGUCUACUGUCGUCAUUCGCCGAACGAAAAAACAUGAGCGUGAGACGUCGAAAGCUGAAAACUGAAAAUGAAGAGGAACGUGAUGACGAAUUGGCAUCCCACCAGAAGAAAACCACCGGCCAGCCGGGAAGGAAGUACUUCACCAUGGUAGUAGUGCUUGGUACAUUGUUCCUAGGUUACAUAGCCAUAGCAAAUGACCUGAAGCCCAUCAGGAUAGGCAGCAAGGCCAUCGACACCCUGGCGCUGUCGUUCAAUUUGCAAAAGCCGUUCUACGUGGUCGUCAUCGACGCCGGUUCCACCGGCAGCCGCGUGCUGGCGUUCAGCUUUCACGAGUCCAUUCUCAAUGGCAAUCUGGUGCUCGACAAUGAGCUGUUCAAGGAGGUAAAACCGGGUCUGAGCUCGUUCGCCGACCGGCCGGAGGACGCCGCUAAGUCCCUGACGACGCUCCUGAACGACGCGAAGGCGGUGAUCCCGCAGUCGGAGUGGCCCCACACGUUGCUGACGAUGAAGGCCACGGCGGGGCUGCGGCUGCUGCCGGAGCACAAGGCCAACGGCAUACUGGAGGAGUGCAGAAAGCUGUUCCAGACGUCCGGUUUCCAGGUCACGAGGAACUCCAUCUCCAUAAUGGAAGGCACGGACGAGGGGAUCUUCUCCUGGUUCACCGUCAACUUCCUGCUGGAUCGCUUCAACACGCUCAGCUCUCAGUCCACCGUGGCCGCGCUGGACCUCGGCGGCGGCUCGACGCAGGUCACGUUCCAGCCGGACAGCGGGCAGGCCAAGAAAUUGGAGAAGCACGUUUACUCCAUCAAUGUAUUCAAUCACAACAUGAGCCUCUACACGCACAGUUACUUAGGCAUGGGUCUGAUGGCCGCCAGAAAGGCGAUUUUGACCUACGACAUGAAUCUUGACGACGCGAACGUUAAAGGUCCCAUAGAGAUACAUUCCGAAUGCAUCAAUCCGAUUGUAUCGAGGGAGUGGUCCUACCAGGGGCGCGAUUACAUUGUGAAAGGUCCAACGAACGGCACGUACAAAGUAGUGAAAACGCAAAAUUUCGCUGGCGGAGACGAGAACAAGCCGAUUGUGCGCUUUGCGGAAUGCUUAAAGAUCAUUGAGAAAUAUGUUGGUUCUCUCACAGAAAAGCCAAUGGGUUUGAAGGAUCACGAAGUAUACGCGUUUUCGUAUUACUUUGAUCGUGCGACAGAGGUAGCAUUAAUAGAUCCAUUUCUGGGUGGAAUGGUGCAAGUGAGUUCAUUUUUGAAGCAAGCCACGGAGACGUGCGACUAUCCGAAUACGGAUCAGCCGUUCAUGUGCUUAGAUUUGACAUUUAUUUACGUUCUGCUAAGAGACGGAUUUGGCUUGGAACCGGCUACUAAGCUACAUCUUUAUAAGAAGAUCAAUGGCCAUGAAUUGAGCUGGGCGCUAGGAGCCGCGUUCAAUGUUCUUCAAAAUGGACUUUGACGUUAUACCGUUGUUAGAUGAGUUUUAUUCCAGAUUUGUACAUUUUGAAAAAGACAGAGCGGAGGAACAUACAGUUAAUUAAGGAAAAAGGAAUAUGUAAGAAAUAUGCAAGACUUAACAUUUUUUUAUGAAAUCUUUGGAAUUUAACGAGACAUUUGAUAAUUGCCGACGUUCGCCGCACAAUUGCCUAACUGUACAGCCCGUCUACGAAAGGAAAGCGGUAUUUGAUGAUAUAUUUUUAGGUACGAGCGUAAUAUAUUUUUUAUCUGAAACGUUAUCUUAUCUUAAAACGAAAGACAUAUCGCCGCAUAUUUAUGGCAGUUCUUAAAAAUGUUUGAAAAUAUUUUAUUUCGUUCAAUUCAAUGUUUUUUUAAUAAUCAAUCAUAUCCGAUUUUUAAUCUCGUGAACGAUUAAAAAUCGGAUACUUACUAGUGAACGCAUUUGAUUGUAAUGACGCGAUCAACGAUGAAAUUUUGCCUCAGUCAUAAAAAUUUAUCGAAGUGCAAUUUAGUAACUUUAGAAAACGGCGAGAUUACACACGUGUGUGUAUUUUUACGGCGGCAUAUCUGCUACAGAAUCGUCGAGUGAGGCACGAAAACUCUGACAUAUCUCUAUGCACAAAAAAAAAACUGCAGUUAUCAUCGUAAACUUAGUACAAAAACGGAUUUUAUCCUCGACGCUAGACACGUCUUACCUGUUGAAAUAUGCCAACGAUGUACAUAACAUUCGAUUUUUGUAUGCAAAUCGCCGCAUCUAUGCGACGUCAUUUAUGGGAUUCCUUCUAAGAUUAUCGCGUUCCUCAUAGUUAUUGUAACAUGUCCAGCAGCGCGAUGCGCAACGAACUGCGUACACAUUGCGUAUGUAUAGAUAGCAAACUGUUGGGAAUAGUUGCGUACGAUCCACAACAUUCUAUAUAUUAUUCUACGUACCAUAAAAGUGGGGGACACACAAUUUGCGUGUAUGUAAUAUGUGUAGUGCCUUUGAAAUGCUGUUUUUAAAUAAAGCGAACGUGUGUCGCUAAAUUACAUAUA